AUGGAGUUGUGUUCCGAUGAUCUCAAGAAUAUACUUAAAAUGAAACCACAAUUCUUUGGGCGACAAAAUGGAGAACCAAUGGAUUUAUACGAGUACUUCAUUUCGUGUGAACUAUUCCGAGAGAUUUUAGAACGUGUUCAGUAUUUGCAUGAAUUGGAUCCACAGAUCAUCCACAGAGACCUCAAACCGGAAAACAUAUUGAUUGAUAGGCAUGGGAGGGACGUUCACGACAAACGUAUUCACGGCCAGACUAGAUACAAACAUACGGCAGAUGUCGGGGAUAUCCACUAUGAGGCACCGGAGUCCAAUACCAUAUUCUACCGAUACGACCAAUUUUAAUCUACUUAAUGCACGGG
Messenger RNA from Oppiella nova, 356 nucleotides. Lineage: Eukaryota; Metazoa; Arthropoda; Arachnida; Sarcoptiformes; Oppiidae. The record is from the annotation of a GenBank genome assembly.